Molecule: messenger RNA, 471 nt
Organism: Lachnellula hyalina
Lineage: Eukaryota; Fungi; Ascomycota; Leotiomycetes; Helotiales; Lachnaceae
Exons: 2
Coding region: 1-471 (156 amino acids)
Source: RefSeq, a predicted model, not a curated record
AUGUUCGACAAGGCAAACCUGGCAAGGGUUAGGGAUCUGCUAUUUACUGUUCUGCACCGCACGUUUUCCUUCUGUCGGUAUCUGUUUGCCGCUGCCGAAUAUGGCAGCCAAGUAUUGACUCCUCCUAUAGAGAUUUCUCAAUACUUUGGUAAUACUAGUACAAAGAAUGGCAUUUCCUAUUACUUUCAACGCAACAUCGUUCCCAAUGCCAAGGCUUUCCUAGAAGCCCGUAAGCAGGGUGAAGACACCACGAAUGUCAUCAUGGUUGAGAAUGUUCGAGACGGAAAACCUGGCAAGGAGAUUACGAAAUGCUACGACAGCGGCAUGAAAUCCCACACACUCUAUGCCCAUGUCUGGGGCAAGGUCAAACCCAUGACUAAAGCCAUCUCCGAAGCACGCGAACGGGGCGAUAAUCCCAUGGAUAUUUCCUUGACCGCUGGACUUCAAGAAGGGGGGCCUGAAAAGGGUUAG